Molecule: messenger RNA, 494 nt
Organism: Cephus cinctus (wheat stem sawfly)
Lineage: Eukaryota; Metazoa; Arthropoda; Insecta; Hymenoptera; Cephidae
Exons: 3
Coding region: 10-252 (80 amino acids)
Source: RefSeq, a predicted model, not a curated record
UCUAACCACAUGUACAUCUAUAACCCGUGUAACCUAUUAAUUUCCGACUGUAAAUUGCCUUAUUUGUGCUUUAAACAUUCCGUUCGAAUGGAACAAGAAAUCGUAACAGUAGAGAAAAUUUGGAAAAGUAUAAAAAUAUCUCGAAUCAACGUUCUGUUGAAGGCCAGACGAUCUGUUACGAAGAUGGUUCCAACCAUCGAUCUCGCUAUUCAAUGCAACUCAAUUGCUCGUGCCCAAAAUGACUUCAUUUAGAAAAUCCAUUAUUUCCAUUGUUCAGGUACUCUUAAUCAUCCACAUAGAUCCUUAAAUACUUCUAAUAAUUUUUCCUAGAAAAAGUAUUUUUUCAGAAAGACGGACAGUGCGGACACCGGUAGCUAAUCAUAUAUAGAGUACACCCUCAACUAUAAUUACUACCUUGAAAUAAUAAUACUUUUUCGUUAACACUAUUGACUAAUUAAUCUUUAACAAAAAUCAAUUACUCUUUGAUGAAAAUG